Molecule: messenger RNA, 801 nt
Organism: Vittaforma corneae ATCC 50505
Lineage: Eukaryota; Fungi; Microsporidia; Nosematidae
Exons: 1
Molecular function (GO): GTPase activity
Source: RefSeq, a predicted model, not a curated record
GUGUAUCCAUCAUAUGAAUGGCAUUUGGGGAGUGCUUUCAGACCACCCAUGGGACAUGCUGUGUUUGUUUUUGGUGCUGCUGGUGCUGGAAAAACGACUUUCUGCAGAAAUUUGAAGGAAAACGGACUACCAAAGAGAAACAUUCGUCUGAUCAAUCUCGACCCUGCACAGGAGAGCGGCGGAGACUACGACUUGGAUUUAUGCGACUUCAUUACCGUGAAGGAAAUUAUGAACGAGUGCGACUACGGCCCAAAUGGUGCACUUUUCUAUGCUCUGAGAGAAAUGUGUGAGAACAUUGAUGAGCUCGAUUUACAGGACUUUGAAAACGACUAUUUUGUUUUUGAUUGUCCUGGUCAGAUUGAGCUUUUUAUACACUCGGAUAUUUUACAGACAUGUGUAAAGCAUGUAAAAAAUUUUGCAAAAAUAGCAAUUGUGUACUUGAUAGACUCUACCAACUUCAUGAACAGCUCAAAGCUCAUGUACAGUCUCCUGUGUGCAACAAUAUCCAUGUAUAGAUUUUACCUUCCCGUUCUUAAUGUUGUCUCAAAAAGCGACUUGUUAGAUGAAGAAAAGCUUGGACAGAUUAUCAGCGGAGAAGACAUUUUUGAGAGCGAGUUUUCAGAUGACGAAAGCGGAAGGCUUAGCCGGGCCAUUGUAGAAUAUGUGGACAGCCAUGGAAUGCUAGACUUCAUACCUUUAGAUUGGAAGAACGAAGACAUGGUGGAGAGUUUGCUUUUGUGCUUGGAUAACAUUCUCCAACGAUAUGAUGACGAGGAGCCAAGGGAGGUUAAAUGUGAUUGA